This is a messenger RNA of Ruditapes philippinarum (Manila clam), 702 nucleotides long. RefSeq lists its product as uncharacterized. The record is from RefSeq and is a predicted model, not a curated record. The annotation marks the transcript as partial. The transcript is spliced from 5 exons. NCBI's taxonomy places the organism in Eukaryota, Metazoa, Mollusca, Bivalvia, Venerida, Veneridae.
AACAUUUUUAUCUAAUCAUUUAAAAGAGGAAGAACACAGUCAGAGUAUGGUUGUGAAGAUAUUUUUAUAAGAUUAGUUUUAAAAUGUCGCGGCAAUUAGGUGUGUUUUGGAUUUUUCUUUGGAUUUUGGCAGCUGGUGUUUCAGCUCAGAAUGACCUAUCAAUCGAAAAUUUCACGUGGCCUAAAGCAAAGGAAAGAGGCAAUAUGGCAACACCUACCAUAAAAGUGAACAAUACAACAUUGUUCUUAAAUAUAUCAUCAAACGUUGGUCUAAAUGAAAAUGAAGAAGCAUGGGUUGGAUAUUAUCAGAAGGAAACAGCGUUUUCGUACAUUGGAUGUGGACAUAUAAACAGUUCAGAUACAAACAUCCUGUUGCCUCAUUCGAGAAAAACACCUGGUCUUUGCUAUUCUUUGUGUGAUAAAUCUGAGAAAAAGUUCAUUGCGUUAAACAAAGACAAGUGUUUUUGCAUGAGCGAAAUACCGAGCAAGACUAUAUCACUAGCAAAAUGUGAUAUUUCACCUAAUGGAACUUGGAUGGCUGGUGGAGGUGAUGAUUAUAUGUCAAUAUACGAAAAGAUGAAUACAGAUAUAUAUGUAAAAAGCAGCGAUGACGAUGGUGGAAAGUGCUUUGUUUUUCAGAAUACUGGUAAAAAUCGAUGGUGGUUUGGAUGCGACAAAUAUUUCCAUUUAUUUUGCAAAAGUG